Molecule: messenger RNA, 483 nt
Organism: Staurois parvus
Lineage: Eukaryota; Metazoa; Chordata; Amphibia; Anura; Ranidae
Source: the annotation of a GenBank genome assembly
AUGUGCCACUUUCAGGUCUCCUCACACUGCUGGUGUGUUCCAUUUUUUGUCAUAGGGUGCUGGCAGAUUACGGGCCUCCCAUAGCUGCUGCCAGGCCCCUAAUCUGCCAUGGGCCCCUAUACCGCCUCCUCAUGCUGCUGCCAAGUCCAGAGUCUCUCAUGGGUCCCUGUACGGCCUCCCAUUGCUGCUGCCUCCAUCGCCACACUCUGCCAUGUGCCACUUUCAGGUCUCCUCACACUGCUGGUGGUUUCCAUUUUUGUCAUAGGGUGCUGUAUGGCCUCCCAUUGCUGCUGCCUCCACCGCCACACUGUGGCUCCACACUCUGGUUUUGGCCCCGUGACUGCCCAAAUGAGUGAAGUGUGCGGUGAUUCUAAGAUCGACGGCACUCAUCUGCAUGUCAUACUGACUGACAGUAUUAUUUCUCUUCCCCAGCAGACUCCAAGGGCAUUUAAAUUAAAGGUACAGUGUUCUGCACUAAAUAUU